This is a messenger RNA of Trachemys scripta elegans, 11851 nucleotides long. RefSeq names its product neuronal growth regulator 1 (gene NEGR1). The record is from RefSeq and is a predicted model, not a curated record. Gene Ontology annotation, cellular component: neuron projection. The transcript is spliced from 7 exons. The coding region runs from base 200 to 1264 and encodes 354 amino acids. Lineage: Eukaryota; Metazoa; Chordata; Testudines; Emydidae.
CCUGCGCGCUUCCCUCCUCGCUAGAUGGUGUGUGAGCCACCCGAGACUAGACGCGUUCCGGACUCGGCCAAAAGAAACCAGGCGAGGCAGAACUCUGCCAGUGCCUUGGCUGCCUGGCUGGAGGGAAGACCCGUCACGAGUACCAGGGGCUGGGGACUGAGAGGAGCUGGAAGCUGAGAGAGAGCAGCCGCGAGCAGGGAUGGACAUGAUGCUGUUGGUGCAAGGUGCUUGUUGCUCAAACCAGUGGCUGGCUGCUGUGCUCCUCAGCGUGUGCUGCUUGUUGCCCUCCUGCCUCCCAGCUGGGCAGAGUAUGGACUUCCCUGGGGCAGCUGUGGACAACCUGGUGGUCAGAAAAGGGGACACGGCUGUGCUUAGGUGUUAUUUGGAAGAUGGAGCUUCAAAAGGUGCCUGGCUGAACCGGUCAAGUAUUAUUUUUGCAGGAGGUGAUAAAUGGUCAGUAGAUCCUCGAGUUUCAAUUGCAACAGCAAAUAAAAGGGAAUACAGCCUACAGAUACAGGAUGUAGAUGUGACAGAUGACGGUCCAUACACUUGUUCUGUGCAGACCCAACACACUCCGAGAACAAUGCAGGUGCACUUAACUGUACAAGUUUCUCCGAAGAUAUCUCGUAUUUCAACUGACAUUGUUGUGAAUGAAGGAAGCAAUGUUACACUUACUUGCUUGGCCACUGGGAAACCAGAGCCUUCCAUUUCUUGGAGACACAUCUCUCCAUCAGCAAAACCAUUUGAAAAUGGACAAUAUCUGGACAUCUAUGGAAUUACAAGAGACCAGGCUGGGGAAUAUGAAUGCAGUGCAGAAAAUGAUGCCUCAGUCCCAGACGUGAAAAAAGUGAAAGUCACAGUAAACUUCGCCCCCACAAUUCAGGAACUUAAAUCCAGUGGUGUGAUGCUAGGAGGUAAUGGAUUGAUAAGAUGUGAAAGUGCAGGAGUUCCUGCUCCAGUCUUUGAGUGGUACAAAGGAGAGAGAAAACUGAUCAAUGGUAAACAUGGAAUUACUAUUAAAAACUAUAGUACAAGAUCACUUCUCACUGUCACCAAUGUAACAGAGGAGCAUUUCGGCAACUACACAUGUGUCGCUGCCAACAAGCUGGGGGUGACCAAUGCCAGCCUGCCUCUCAACCCUCCAAGUACAGCCCAGUAUGGGAUUACCGGUGGUGCUGAAGUUCUGUUCUCCUGCUGGUACCUUGUGUUGACACUAUCCUCUUUCACCAGCAUAUUCUACCUGAAGAACAUCAUUCUACAAUAAAUAUAAAGAACCAUGAAAGGCUUUUAAGGAUUCUCUGAAAGUGCUGAUGACUGGAGCCAAUCUGGUAGAGUUUGUUAAAAGCAGCGUGGGAUAUAAUCAGCAGUGCUUACAUGGGGAUGAUCGCCUUCUGUAGAAUUGCUCAUUAUGUAAAUACUUUAAUUCUACUCCUUUUUUUGAUUAGCUGCAUUACCUUGUGAAGCAGUACACAUUGUCCUUUUUUAAGACGUGAAAGCUCUGAAAUUACUUUUAGAGGAUAUUAAUUGUGAUUUCAUGUUUGUAAUCUACAAGUUUUCAAAAGCAUUCAGUCAUGGUCUGCUGGGUUGCAGACUGUAGUUUACAAAAAAAAAAUAUUGCAGUGAAAAUGUGAUUCUUUAAGGCUGCAAUACAAGUAUUCAGUUCCCUCUUUAAAUAUGAUUCUAUCCACAUUUAUUCAGAAGUCUUUUUAUUUUAAAAAAUCAAAUAAUAUUGCCUUCAAAACAUUUCUUCAAAAUAUAACACAUAUCUAGAUUUUCUUCUAGCAUGAUAUUCAGGUUUCAAGAAUGAGCCUUGUAAUAUGACUGCAUAAAGCGGUUCUGCUUCCCCACCCCGCCCUGUAAAUUCAGCAUGGGUGUGCCUUCAUAAAAUACUACUUUUCUCUUCCUCUCCAACAAUUCUGAAAUGUGUACUGGUAAAUGACAACAUGUAAAUUCAAGCGUACCUAAUCUCCAGUUGAGGACAAAGAUGCUAUUGGCUAAAAAGAAUACCUUCUCUUCCACCUCCAGUGGGGUAAUGGAACUGCUCCAAACUCUGCCCACAACAAUUAGACUACAUGGUAUUUUUUUAACCAGUCAAUCAAAAAUAGCACAGGUAUAUUUCCCUUAUUUUUUCCCUCUAGUGUAGUUAAUUUGUAGAUUUUGUUUGUGAAACAAGUUUUCCCGGUAUAAAAUACAGCACAACUCUCUUAAGAGACUUCUUGUGAAUGUAGCACUUUUCUCUUUCAUUGCUCUAAGUCAGAACUCUUAAAAGGCUGUAUAUGUGAGAUGGUGACAGUCCCUUUUUUAUUAUUGGCCAGUACUACAUGAAUUGAUAUUCUUGCACUGGAGUUGUACUGAUCAGCUAACUUAGCAAUGAUACUUUCAUUGCAAAUGUUUUUAAAUCUCAGAUAGCUGAGAACAUAGGAAGCAUUGAACAUACAUUUAAUAUAGAUAUAUUUAAAAACAAGUGGCUCCAAUAACUAUAUUUUGGUGCACUUUACAAAUGGCGUCACAUUGCAUCUUAAUUGCCAGAAUUUCAUUAAUGCACUGCUAAGAUGUAUUAAUAUCUUACCGUAACAAUUAAUUUCACCUUUCAUAAAUGACUCUUGAAGUCCCCACAGAUUGCAUUGAGUUCAAGAGAAGUUUUGUCUGAGUAACGGAUUGGAUCCUAAAAUAGCAUAUUUUAUUUCUAUGGAUAUAAUAGAGUUGUUGUUUUUUUUUUUAAACAGCCUCUAAUUUUGCUCCCAAAUUAUUGUACAGUCAUGCUGUAAAUUAAUUGUGAGCACUAAGUUGCACUUGCAAAACUGGAGGCUGAAGCAAGGUCCCUUUAAAAAUUUGACUCAUUAUGAAAGUUGACCAUAUAUGGUCCAGGCCAUCACCCGUUGUAGUCAGUACAUAGAUACCCACCCACUUCAAUGGAAUUAGAUUGGGCCCAUAUAGAAAGAGCCACUGGUGAUAAGAAUUUCUAAUUAAAACAUUAAUUACAAUAUAAAAUUAUCCAGUCACUUGUUCAAUAUAUAAAACCACAGUAAAUAAUAACAAGACUGCUGCCGUGUGAAAGUUGGAGUUAUUUAUAUCAAAAGAAGAUUGUCACUGAACACCAUAUUGCUAAUUUGGCUACAUUUUUAGUAUCACUGCCACAGAAAUUUCACUCAGACACACUCCUACUCAGUCAUUUUUUGCUACUGUGUUAAGCUCCGUAACUAGCUAGCUGGGUACUGUACAUAUUCAGCACUUUCAAGUUCAUUUUGCAAAUAUCCUAUUUUUUAAAACUCAAAUUAUGAAUUUCUUUAGUACCUUGAUCAACUGCCCCAUUACUAAUAUAUAAACAAAAUACGCAGCAAAUAUGUUGUAAUUACUAAAUGACACUUAGAUAAGGAGCAUAAAAACAAUACACUGACUCCGUAACAGGGCAAUAAAAUGUAUUGAAUCACGCUGUUUGUGUUCAGUAACAGAUUAGAAUAUUUCUAUUAUUCUCUUAAACUUGUGUGUUAAGCAGGUUCUAUUUUCAUAAAUAUGGCAUUUUUUUAAAACCUUGAAUAACAUGAUGACAUUUUAUUAGCUGAGGAAGCAGUGUAUAAAACAGUACGAACCAUCUUGUACACUAUCCUGACAUUCUGAUCACUCUUGUAUUGCAGCUUUAAAGUGCUAAGCUCUAGAAUCCAUUCAAUAGAAAAAAUGGUGCUGCAGAAAGUAUUACAUGUGAGUACAGUUUUACGAAGAAAGAAACAGAUCAAGGAGAUGUAUAACUCAGAUGCCUCUUCUCACAUGAAUUAGGAAUUGUUUCUAUACUGUAGCUGGACCAAAUUCUAUAUUUAGGCUAAUUGUUUUUUUUUUUUCAUGAUUACUGACACAUGGAAUGUGAGGAUUCUGGCAGCAGAAUAGAUUAUGGAAACAUUUUUAUUAAAUAUGAAAAAAAAUUAAGUAUUUACUUUUUUGCAUCAUGAGAAUAUUCUUGCCAAUAAAGCCACUGGAAAACAUAGGCCAAAUUUUCAACCUAGCCUCUGAAUUUGCACUUGCAAUUUUUGUGAGACAGUUUGUAGCAUGCAAAAAUCCAUGUUUGUGGGCGCAACAUUUGCUUCUGCAAACUAGGUACCUAAACAUCUAUCGGCUCUGCAUGUUCGAAAGUGAUAGUUUGUGUGUGCAAAUUUAAGAGACCAAUCCUGUGCAUAAGUACUGGGGCCACUCACAUUAACACUAUGUCGGUCAUUAAAUGUUCGUAGGAUUGGUCUCUCACAGGGUGUUUAUGAACAUCUGACCAUCUAAGGCUCCAAUUGUGCAAAGAGUUAUGCAUAUGCAUAACUUCAUGCACUGAGUAAUCCCAAAGAAACUACUCACAAUACAUAAAGUUAAGCACAUUCGUAAGUUUUUGCAGGGUUGGGGCCCAACUCAAUAUUGGUCAAAUAAAGUUACUUGCGUCUUAGGUUAAUCUGUUCCAUAUGGUAACCUGAUAAUUGUACAGUUUGGGACUUAUUGGGACAUUCUUUCAACAUGGACAGUGCGGACUGUUGCAAAUUAAAUACAGUAGCAUUUUACAAAAUUGAUCUUUUAAUCUCUGGUGUAUAUUUGCCUUCUAGCUGAUACUUUCAUGAUCUGCUCGUCCAAUUGAUACCCCUUACUACUGUUCAGACUUUUUAAUCAAUUAUUAUUAUAUUUAUCCCACCAUGAAAAAAUAUAGAAAAUAAAUGGAUUUGCUCCAAGCAGUACAACAUUUCUUAUGCUAAAACUGUUGUCCCGCACUUGAAUUACUAAAGUUUGUAAUUCCAUAAGUUCCUGAAUGUGCAAUGACUCAGGUCUAUUAACUACCAUUGCAUUGAUGACAUAUAUGGGCAAUGGUGCUGUAAUUAUAGUGUUGCUGAUCAUGAUUCUUUACUAAUAUUGAAUUUAAGGAUGUCUCAGAAUUUCUAAUACAAACAGUUUCUCAAGGGUUUAUAACUUGGCAGGAAAAUGUAUUCUUCAUAACUAGACAGCUUUUUUAACUUUUCUAUAUAUAUUUAGAAAAUAUGCUGUUUCUAAGAGACAGGAGUAUUGAAGACAUUACCAGUGAAAGCUGCUCUUUUGCACAUUUUCAGAGUUAGCACUCUAGCAAAAUAAUGGUAAACGUUAUGCCUACCAAAAUAUCUGCUUACCCCACAUAACUGUGUAUUAAUGAGUGUGUAUACCAAAAUAUGUAUUUACCUGGAAAAACAAUAUGCCUUAAAACCUAAAUAUGCAUUUACUUCUAAGACUGGAUCUUGCUCUUCCAGUUUGGAGGUAAAUAAUCCAUAUUUCACAAUCUGCCAUGGAAUAUUUUGUUUCUUAAAAAACAAAACAUGCUCAGUUCUUUUUAAAAAAGUAUUAAACAAUUUUAAAGUUCUUGCACAAACUAACAUAUGUGAGGAAAGGAAAAGUUAGGAUGAAACUCUAUCCUGACACUCUGACCUUCUGAAUUGCAGACAAAUCAACUUGUUCUCAGCAAUUUUUGAACUGAGAAAAUGACAAGGAGUUUGGUGGUUGCCACUGAAACUUUUAUAUUUGCAAGUAAAUAUUACAGAAUUCCCUAUACUUACUAAAGGAAAUGCUGUGAAUAGGGUGGUAGGGUACGUAAAUGCAAGGGCAUAUGUAAAGAUUUUUAUAAGUAUCACUGUAUGCUCAUUUUGAAUUUUUCUUCUCUCUCUCCCUCUCACAGGAGCCCCCUUCAGCUAGCCCUAUUUCCCUGUUCUUCCCCAACACAGUAACAUUUCUUCCACCUCCCAAGCCUUCUGGGAUAGAGUACAUCCUAUUCUCUUUCUGCCUUCUUGCUCAGUUCCAUCCCCUACUCUCUCAAAUACACACUGAUCACUUCCUUCUGAUUGCUGGCCUGAGAGUUAGGUCAAGAAAAAAUAGCUGGGGACAUAAAUUCUUCCAGGAGUUUCUGGCAAUUGUGAGGAAAGAUAGUCAUACCAGGAGUGCAGCCAGGCAUAAGGAAGGUGUCUGGCUGUAGGGAGAUAAGGCAGGACUAUACUUACUGUUUGCAGAAGUCCCAGCUAGCCCUGCUUCCCAGCUUCUGGAAGCCUUCACUCAUUCACAGCAUUGUACCAUCUUUGACAGUGGCUUUCCAAAAUCCUUAGGACCACAUGCAGCUUACACUGGCCUAAGUGCAUGAAUAUGUGAGAGCAGAAUUUAAACUUUAGAAAACAGUUUGUCCUGAAACCCUUAGAGAACUGAUUAAUUAACUCAUCAUAUUGUUGUACCUAGUACUGAGCCUACUGUAGGUAUUAUAACGGCCUCAGAACAGGGCACAGUGUUAAAUACAGUACCACAUUUCCUAAAGGCCUAUGCAGCAAAAAGCACCAGCUUAGCUGCUGACCUAAAGAAGCUCUCCAGGCCUCAUUAAAGCUGCUUUCUGUUCUGAGGGAGAACUCCCUCCCAGAUAACAGCCUCAUGAUGCUAAGUGAGGUAAUAUGCAAUCAGCUGACUUAGCCCUUCUAUCUCCAUUCAUGUGGCAUUCAGAGGGGUUGAAAAUGUACUGAGCAUGCUCAGUGCAUCCUCAGAUGUCCUUAUAUCAGAUGGACAUUCCCUUUGUUGAUGGACAUUGAGCCUGCUGGGGAAGAUCUGUAGAGAGGAAGUGUGGUCUGAUGGCAGUAGAUCAACGGGACUGAAUUCUGACAACUGGAGCAAGCACAUUGCCUACAGAUUACUUCUUUCCCCCAUAAUAAAAUAGUGCCCGGGAGGGAGGGAUGACAGGACCUCCCAAACUACCCCACACCAGCAUCUGGGGUAGGAGGAGAUAUGGCUCAUGUUGCAAAGAGAAAUAUUUUAAUUAUUCAAAAAAAUGGUUCUUAGGCCAGAGCUGGCUUCUCUCAGUCUUUUGUGAGGCUGCACAAUGUUCUAGGAUGGUUGUAAUUUCCUGAGACCAUGGGCCCUAGCUAAAGGUGGAUAGGUAGAUUACUGUUGGUGGAGAGUUGUGUAACUGUUCCCACCUCCAAGCUACAUAACUAUCCCCAAGCUUUUUAGUUUAUGUAGGUUUUGCCUUCUGCACAGCACAGCUUUUCUUCUGAAUAGGUCUACUUGAGAUCUGCUGAUCUAGAGCCAGUAUAACCUUAACUUUUCUGGCAGUACCAAAAUUGAUGUCACAUUUCCCCAAGUCACCAUCACUGCUGAGCACUAAUUACUAUAUGCAUAUUUGUUCUUACCCUAACACGUCUACUCUCUAAUUUCUAGAGUUUGAAGGCUUCUCUACUAUAUGAAAUUUUGCUCUAAAAUUUAGAUCAACAUAUUCAUUUUACACUUCCGAUAAACCAGAGAUGAAUCACAACUAAACUCAGGAUGCGCUAAAUUAGAUUUUAAAAUAUAUUAGAAGCUCAGCUCUCCCAUGUUUCGGUUGGACCACAUGUAAAUCUGUAUUUUAAAACAAGAUUUGGGGCCAGAUUCUCAGCCCUCCUAUGACUAUUUUAUACCUCUCCAAUGGCACAGAGAAACCAUAAAGCUGUUGGAUUCAGCCCUUUGAGGAUUCCCAUUGGAAGGGAAAUUGCUGAGUGAUGUAGAAUACUUUUGAGCAGCUCUACACCAUCCAUUAUCUCAUCCCUGGCACAGGAGCAUUCUGAUACCCCAGCUAUCCUUGGCUGCUGGAAUGGCCUCUUGGGGACUGCUCCAAGUUAUGCCAGGAGCCAUCUCCAUCGUUGGGUAAAUGUAAGGGUGACAUAAGGUCACCUUUCACUUUGAUCUUGCUCUGAGCACAGCUCCGCCCAACCAGAGAAUUUGACCCUUAAUCUUGAAGAACUUUAAAUAGAAAUGUAAACAAAAAUGAAAAAUAAUGUAGAGACUGUAAUUCUACUUGCAAUCAAUGUUCAUCUAUUCAUUUUUUUUUACUCACCUUCUUUGGGAACUAUGAAACCUGGUAAAACUGAAACCACACGAAGUCAAAUAGAUUACAUUUCUGCAGCAAAACACAGAAUUUAAAGACAGGAACGAAGACAAUAUUGUAAAGUUAAUUCCAAUAAGGUCACAUGAAUCUCCCCCGAAAUGUUUUAAAUAUGUGAAUAUUCAUUAUUCCGUCACUGCCUUUUUGCAGCCUGCCAGCUAAAUAAAUGCCUGUAAUGAUGUAUACAUUAUAUUCAGUGUCCAGAGGGCUAAGCAGUCUGUUUUCCCCUAAUGAAUAUCUAUCCUCUUUAUUAAUUUCCAACCAAAAGCAAAACACAAUUUACACAUUAUAAGAUGUGAAAAAUGUACAAUAACAUAAGCGUUCCACUUAACAAACCCAUUACAGUCAUAAGUGCAUAGCUCCCAUUAACCUUAAAGGCAUCUACUUAAAUGUGACUCUCAAGUGAGAAUAAACUGUAGAGAUUUAAGAUAACACUGAUUUUGCUUUUUUGUAUAUUUCCAACUGUGGAAAGAGGGGACCCCCAUCCCUUUUCUAGUUUUGUGGUUAUGUCUUGCCCCGCCUCCCCCAGUAUAAAAUCUUCAGGAAAAUUAAUUUAAUUUCCAAGAUACUAGUCAUUUAGAUGUGCUUAACAUUUUUGAGGUAUCACUUGAGGUAGUGAUACUUCAUCAGCUAAAUACAAAUGAGAGAGGUAAAACGUUCCGGGAAGCUACAGUAAAAGUUGGCCAGUCUGCCUCCACUUAAUGCUAAUGAGACAGUUUCUUGUAAAAAUUCCAACUUGAUAGAAACUACAGGAGGUAGCAUGGUUCAUUAGGCUACAAAAGCUGUAAAAUGAUAAAAGGACUGGUUUUCCUCCCUCAUUUCAAGUGAUUUGCUAAAAGCACUGGGAUGUUCCACUGUGGAACUUUGAAUUCACUAUUCCCUUCAUUAAUUUUGACCUUUUUACAUUUAGAAAAAAGUUAACUUUAGGGUAAGCCACUGUACAUUCCCUUCCCCCCAGCAACUGGAAAUGUCUUUAAAACUGAAGAGACUAUAUGAGUUUAGUACAGUAAUGCAACGGGACUUGUUUUCCAACAAUUUUCUGCCUAUAAAUGAAGAUAAUGUGUUAAAAAUUAAAGAAUGUAAAUUGCAUUUGAACAUGUUUAAAUUGCCUUUAACCACACUGUAUAAAUCUGUUGGAUCUUUUUACCCGUUUGCUCAGUUGGAAUAGAAAAACAAACUGGAUUAUGCUAGUUCUGUGACCUGACAUCCUGCCUAAAACACACUUGAGCAGUGACCUAAGAAAAAUGUGGUCAAUGGCUCUUCUAUAGAUACUCCUUUAGAAAGUGAUGCCUUUGAUUUUAAGCUGCUUUAGCUGGUGUCUGUCAAAAAUUCUCUCAUUGCUUUCAGUGAUCUGGAAAAUAAGCUUGCAAGCCAGCCAUGUGGAGUUCAGGAUAAUUUAAAAUAAUAAAAAAAAAUUACACGGCAUAGUUGACACAUUCUUCUGAAGUUUUAUUCUAAGACAUUUCCAUAAAUAGUAUCUUAUGCCAUAGUUAAUCAAGCAGACAUGCUUAAACCACAGGUGAGCAAAAAGCUUGAUUAUUAUUUUUAAGAUUUAAUGAAACCAUCCUAUAGGCAUGAAAACAGGAGAAUCCCACAGAAGCUGUUUUAUCCAUAAAGCGUUGUUUAGUUGUAAAUCAGUGUUGUGGUGUUGUUACAAGUAUUCAGGUCUUUGUGGUGACUAAAGCAGAUUGGAAAAUGUUAAUGAAGGCAAAGUUUUGGCAAAAAAUUAGAACUGAAAUUUUUCACAAUUCCCUCCCCUUGUUUUCUGACCAAUUCUAGUGGUGACAACAUACGUAGAGAGCCAAAUACAGUUCACCUGACUCACUCAUGGCCUGCGCCUGCUCCCAUUGAAGUUUGGCAUUGAUUUUAAUGGGAGCGUGAUUAGGUCCUGACUGACCUCAAUGAAUCAGGUUCCAUUCAUGUGAGAAGGAUUUGGCCUACAAUAUAAUAUCCAUCAGGUGGCACUAUUAGAGGUGAAAAAUAUGUGCUACCAUUUCCAAAGUCGGGUAUCAAAAAUUAGGCACCUGAAUAAAAAUAUUCUGAUUUUUUUUCCUGAGGUGCUGUGUGCUCUCAAUUGAUUUUGAAAACAGCAAGAAUUUUGAGUGCUCAGCAUCUCUGAUUAUCAGGCAAUGUGUUCAGAGACCUACAUAUGGACUUAGAUUUUUAACAUUAGGCACCCAAGUUUGCAAGUUGCGCCCAGAAUAUUUUUUGUUGCAAAUCAACAAGUAGCAAGCUGCUCUGUUGCAGUUCUUUAUUCAAGUCAUAUGGGGUGGGGGAGGUUACACAUUAGUUUGAUUACAAAGCUGCUAAGGUAAGCGUCUAUGCUCUGAAUUGUUGUUGUUAAGAGAUAGUACAGUGGGGUACAAGACAAUCUCUCCUGACUAGAGCAGGAGACUGGGAGCUCCAUUCUAAGCUAUUAGAAUACUUCCCUCCCAUAGAUUCAUAGAUUCUAGGACUGGAAGGGACCUCGAGAGGUCAUCGAGUCCAGUCCCCUGCCCACAUGGCAGGACCAAUAUACGUUGUGAGACUUAAUUAAAGAGGAGCUGCUCCUAAGAUGUGCUGUGGACCCACAAUUGCCAGUGAAAUUCAGUGAGAGCUCAGUAUCUUUCAGUCUCAAGUCCUUAAUGUCUGGAAAGUCCUUUGAGGUCCUGGGAUGAAAGAUGCUAUAGAAGUGCAUAUUAUUCUUAUGUAGUCUGCGUCCUAUGAAGUGACUAGAAUUAAAAUUAUUAAUUGGGGAUGAGUUAACCUCAAAAGGUUCAGGGGGUUGAUUUGCAUAAUCAUCCAAAAUAAUCUUAUCUAUUAUAUAUGCACAAAUAGGCUGAAAAUACUGUAGAAAAUAGGUUACCAGGCACAAUUUUUGAUACUUCAUCUUUCAAUUCAGAGCAAGCAGCUUUUCUCAGAGUAUUUUGGCAUUUUAGGUCUUGUAAGAAGCAGGAAGAGCAAAGCCAGGUGAAAAUUAAACUAAAUGGGGGAAUAUUAAGUUAAUUAGAUUUUUUUCAAAAUUUGAUAUUCAGUUUGAGUCAUUUAUAAUUUCAUCCAUCUCAGUUUACCCUUCCUUGCUGUAAAAAAAGUGUAGGGAUUUUGUUUGAUUUAGUAAAAAUACAUUUAUUUAAGAUCAUAUCACUCUGUGUUACCACUCAUACACCUUUAACCAGAUCUCAUUCCUGUUUUUAAAAACUUAGCAAUUUUACCUUACUAACUGAAUAAGGUUAGUGUAGUAUUUGCAAUAUUCCCUAAGAAUUCACUAUACUAAGCCUAGCAAAUGCAAGAAGUAGCGUUAUCUAACUCUCAGUGACAAAAUCGGAAUGUUUUUAUGGGCAGCUACUGUAGCAUGGAUUCGUGACAGAAGGGGCCAGGUCCUCAGCUGUCAGCUAUGUUAAUUUACACCACUUGAAGAUCUGGCCUUAAAUUUUAUAGUAAACCUCAGCAAUAAACAACUUUGAACUGCAGUCACUCUUGCAUGUGCCAGGAGGUAUAAAAUUAGUCUUCAUGUGCCAGUCCGGCCUGCUGCACACUAGGGAGGAUUCACCGAGACAGGGCAGGUGGAGGUAUUGCACCCUGUCCGCUCUCUAGGUUUCCAUCCACAAAGGGCAACUUUGAUUUCUGCUAGGAGGCUGCAGAGAGUAUGCAUGAGUCAGCACAUCCCUUGGCUCUGCCCUCUUCUUCACCACCGUCACUCAUUUUUCAGGCAAUGCUAGCAUUUGCUGAACUCAGCCUUUUGCCUCUAAGACAAAUCUGAAAAAUUGAUAGGAGGAAUAGACUACUAAAGAGACAAGAAACUGGGGAUAGAAUCUUUAACCAAACCUGCUUGGAUUAUCUCAACACAGAUGCUUUGUAAUCCCUAGAUGAGAGCUAUUUUUAUCUAGUCAGUAAUACAUCAGUACCUUUUCACAGGGCCACCAAGAGGGGGGGGUGGGGCAAGUGAGGCAAUUUACCCCGGGCCCCACAGGGGCCCCCCACAAGAAUAUAGUA